GGGGCCCCAGCAACCAACCGCCCAUGCCUCUCGAGAUCCCAGCCUUUGCGGUGGAGACCAUCCUUAGAUAUAAUAUGACAGUCUUGGAAUCCCAGCCUCCUAUCGCCCGGAUUUGUGUGAGACUUAUGCCCGCGGCUAUUGCUGCUCCCACAGCCGAGACGGAGACCUUCUUGCCCUGUCUUGAUACAAACAAUGGUGAUUCCCCAUCC
Molecule: messenger RNA, 209 nt
Organism: Racocetra persica
Lineage: Eukaryota; Fungi; Glomeromycota; Glomeromycetes; Diversisporales; Gigasporaceae
Source: the annotation of a GenBank genome assembly